AUGGAUUUCUUUGAAGUCCUUGCUCAAUUUUUCCCAAGACGGCUUGGAAUAUUCCAUUUUGGUCUCCUGCUACUUCUUGUGGGAAGCGUCGAAGCGAAAAUCACUUGUCGAGGACUAAAUGGUGAACCAGUGGAUUGGUUUGUGGUUUACAAACCGCCAACAACGUCGAAAUCCACGGCGAAAUUUUACUACAUGGACGCCGCCCACAGCAGUUGGACUCUCGCUCCGCUGACUAUGGACAGCGCUUCGACAGCGGUGGGAGCGACUCUUCGGGAUUUCUAUGGACAAAAUCAGAGACAUUUUUCUUUUGCCUACAAUGACGAUAGCCCUACGGGAAAAGUGGAUUCAUAUCGUGGACACAGCAAAGGUGUGGUGUUAUUUGAUGAAGAGACCGGUUUCUGGAUAAUUCACAGUGUGCCGAAUUUCCCGCCUUUAGGCAGGUAUGGGUACCCGGCAACUGGUCUGAAAUUCGGCCAAACGUUUCUUUGUCUCACCUUAUCCUCACAGUUUCUUGGUGAUGUCGGAGAACAUCUUCGUUAUGUUCAGGCCACUCCCUUCUUUUCAAAUCUUCCAGAAUCGUUCAGUAUGAGAUUCCCCGUGUUGAUCAACAUCGUGAAGAAACAAUCGUUGGGAAAAUCGGACACCAUCUUCACAAGAGUUCGUCAAUUCACAACAAUUGGUGGACAGUCGUUGAAAAGUUUUGCAAAACAUAAAAAAUUCGAUAAAGAGCUACGGAUUAGUAUGGCUGUGGAAAGUUGGCUGAACGGUGGCGCUGACGAUGUGCAGAGUACUUGCACGUCAAGAACCAGCAUAUACGAUGUGACAUCCGUUCACCUUCCGGAUGUAUCCUUCAACAGUUCCCGUGACCACUCGAAAUGGGCGGUGGCAGAUUCGCAGAGCGACGCCGUAGUUUGUGUUGGCGAUUUGAAUCGUCAGAGAUCACAAUUUCGUCGUGGCGGAGGAGCCGUAUGUCUUUUAAAUCGAAAUCUUUGGAAGACUUUUCAUAGUAGUGUGAAUUCUGUACAACCAUGUGCAAGCAAAAAAUUCCAUCCUUAUUUCAAUAGUGUCAUCUACACAAUUACUUCCGUAGUUUUAUCCAUGUUAUGGUCUACAGUAACCUGA
Necator americanus (New World hookworm) is the source of this 1122-nucleotide messenger RNA. RefSeq lists its product as uncharacterized. The record is from RefSeq and is a predicted model, not a curated record. Lineage: Eukaryota; Metazoa; Nematoda; Chromadorea; Rhabditida; Ancylostomatidae. Gene Ontology annotation, molecular function: deoxyribonuclease II activity. Gene Ontology annotation, biological process: apoptotic DNA fragmentation. The transcript has 8 exons. Bases 1 to 1122 code for a protein of 373 amino acids.